Molecule: messenger RNA, 1269 nt
Organism: Leptosomus discolor (cuckoo roller)
Lineage: Eukaryota; Metazoa; Chordata; Aves; Leptosomiformes; Leptosomidae
Gene: RAD52
Product: RAD52 DNA repair protein
Biological process (GO): double-strand break repair via single-strand annealing; DNA recombinase assembly; double-strand break repair via homologous recombination
Cellular component (GO): nucleus
Source: RefSeq, a predicted model, not a curated record
AUGCCUGAAAGUCAAGGGAAAGACAGCGAAAGCUGCAUCAGCAGCAACAGCUCCAGCACGAGCAAUUCGGUUGCUCACUUCGGACAGUAUCAAUACACAGCAAGUGAGUAUCAAGCUAUCCAGCAUGCUCUUCGUCAGAGACUGGGUCCAGAAUAUAUCAGCAGUCGGCAAGCUGGAGGAGGACAAAAGGUCUGUUACAUUGAGGGUCACAAGGUAAUCAGUCUGGCCAAUGAGAUGUUUGGCUUCAAUGGCUGGGCUCAUUCAGUCACUCAGCAGAAUGUUGACUUUGUCGACCUCAACAAUGGCAGGUUCUAUGUGGGUGUCUGUGCAUUUGUGAAAGUUCAGCUUAAGGAUGGGUCAUACCAUGAAGAUGUGGGGUAUGGAGUCAGUGAAGGCCUGAAGUCUAAGGCCUUGUCCCUAGAAAAGGCAAGAAAGGAGGCAGUAACAGAUGGACUGAAGAGAGCACUCAAGUGCUUUGGGAAUGCUCUGGGGAACUGCAUCCUAGACAAAGACUACCUACGAGCCGUGAAUAAGCUUCCGCGUCAGAUAACCCCUGAGUUAGAUUUGGUUAAAGCUAAAAGACAGGACUACGAGCCUGAAAUAGAGAAAGCAAGAUACAGUAGCUGCUUGGAAAGGCAGAACGCAGGAGGGAGACAACAUUGUGAGAUGGCAUCUAACUAUAAGCCUGGUCAGGCAGAGGCUGCUGCCAUGACAGCAGAGCAGAAACAGCCAAAUAGUUCCAGAGAUACAGACUCCUUCGCUAUCAAGUGUGAUGCCACUUACCAGCGGAAAUUGCGACAAAAGCAGCUACAGCAACAGUUCCGGGAACAGAUGGAGAAAAAGCAUCAGGUUCCGGUGGUGGCUCCUAGCAGCAAGCAGGCAACAUCCGAUCCUCCUGUGAAGCACAGUACUCCAGCAGCAGUACAACAGGAGCUAGCGAUAGAAGAGGAGUUCUUUGCAGAUGAUCCUGAACUUUGGGAUGUUUCCUUGGAGACCAUUGAUCUUAAGAUAAUGGAUCACAAAACGGCAGACCCAUCAGCUGGACACCAGGCACCUGAAACGCCCCAUGGACAUCAACAUCAUCAAAUGACUGCUCGAAACAAGACCCCUCACAGAAUGAAUUACCACAAAGCUUCCGCUAGACUUGCACAACUGCAGCCAUCUGCUACGAUCAUGAGCAACAGCAGCUGUGCCAACCAGCACACCCCAGCGUGCAGCCCCCACAGGAGAAGUCAAAGCUUGAAGAAAAGGAGGCUAGAACCCACAUAA